AUGAGUUCUUUAAUACAUGCAAUAAGAGAUUUCAUUUCUGUAGAGUCUCUAGACUCAAGGGUUUUACCUAAAGCUGCUUUACAUAAAAGACUGGUAUCAAGCAGUAGCAGUUCUAGUUCAUCUCUAAAGAGUUACAAAAAAGGUAGAAACAAUGAAGAUAUUGGUGAAUUAAACCAUACAGGGAAUUUGAACGUAACUGGUACCAAGCCAUUGUGGAAUACUUUAGAAUUCAAAUUCUAUUAUAUAAUGUUUCUAAUAGUAGUACCUUGGAUGAUCCUAACUACUAUGUCUGCCAGUAAUGAAACAAAUCAAAAUUAUUAUCGUUUCGAAAGAUUGUUAUCUCAAGGUUGGUUGUUUGGAAGAAAAGUAGACAACAGUGAUGCUCAAUAUAGAUUUUUCAGAGACAACUUAGUCUUGUUAAGUGCAUUGGGGAUAGCUCAUGUUACCAUUAAGAGAUCUGUUAUAACAUUCACUAAUUUAAGCAAAUUAACCUUUGAUUUAAUAUUCGGGUUGAUAUUUAUAUUUGCAGCUCAUGGUGUUAAUUCAAUUAGAAUAUUUCUUCAUAUGUUUAUCUUAUUUGGAAUUUCUCAUAUCUUUAGAGGUCAAAAACAAUUUGCAACGAUAUUGUUAUGGAUUUAUGGUGUUGGCUCAAUAUUUAUUAACGCUAAAUAUAGAACUUAUCCAUUUAGUAACUUCCUAGGUAUUUUAUCACCUUUAGAUACUGGCUAUAAAGGUAUUAUUGAAAGAUGGGAUGUUUUUUUCAAUUUUACUCUAUUGAGACUUUUAAGUUAUAAUUUAGACUACUUAGAAAGGUGGGAUAACAUCUUAAAAGAUAAAGGUGGGAUAUUAUCCAAUGAAAUUGAAUCCAAGGAAAUGCUGGAAAGCAAAGUUGAUUAUUUAACAGAAAGAUCUAGAUUAGUAGCACCUUUGAAUAUUCAAACUUAUAACGUCUACAAUUAUGUAGCUUACUCCAUAUACACUCCAUUAUUCAUCGCAGGCCCAAUAAUUACUUUCAAUGAUUACAUUUAUCAAACUUUACAAACUUUACCUUCAAUUAAUAGAAAAAGAAUCGUCUCAUAUGCAAUUAAAUUAGUAAUUGCUAUUUUAACCAUGGAAUUUAUCUUACAUUUUGCAUAUGUGGUCGCAGUGUCAAAGACUAAAGCUUGGGAAGGUAACACUCCAUUCCAAAAUUCCAUGAUCGGGUUAGUUAAUUUAAAUAUAAUUUGGUUAAAAUUAAUGAUUCCAUGGAGAUUAUUCAGAUUAUGGGCUAUGUGUGAUCAAAUCGAUACCCCAGAAAAUAUGAUACGUUGUGUGGAUAAUAAUUAUAGUGCUCUAGCCUUCUGGAGAGCUUGGCAUAGAAGUUACAAUAAAUGGGUGAUUCGUUACAUUUAUAUCCCAUUAGGUGGCUCUAAAAAUAGAAUUUUAUCAUCUUUAGCUGUUUUCACAUUUGUUGCUAUAUGGCAUGAUGUUGAAUUAAAAUUACUGCUUUGGGGUUGGUUAAUUGUCUUAUUUUUAUUACCAGAAAUGUUUGCAACGCAAUAUUUCGCCAAAUAUAGAAGUAAACCAUGGUAUAGACAUUUCUGUGCUUUAGGUGCUGUGUUAAAUAUUUGGUUGAUGAUGAUAGCUAAUUUGUUUGGAUUCUGUUUAGGUGCGGAUGGCACUGCUAAACUUCUACGUGAUAUGUUUAGUUCCUUAUCUGGUUUCGUUUUUUUCAUUGCUUCGACAGGAUGUUUGUUUAUUGCAGUACAAAUUAUGUUUGAACAAAGAGAAGAAGAAAAGAGAAGAGGUAUCAAUUUAAAGUGCUGA
Messenger RNA from Henningerozyma blattae CBS 6284, 1806 nucleotides. RefSeq names its product membrane-bound O-acyltransferase family protein. Lineage: Eukaryota; Fungi; Ascomycota; Saccharomycetes; Saccharomycetales; Saccharomycetaceae. The record is from RefSeq and is a predicted model, not a curated record. Gene Ontology annotation, biological process: GPI anchor biosynthetic process. The transcript has a single exon. Gene Ontology annotation, cellular component: endoplasmic reticulum. The coding region runs from base 1 to 1806 and encodes 601 amino acids.